Messenger RNA from Striga hermonthica, 603 nucleotides. NCBI's taxonomy places the organism in Eukaryota, Viridiplantae, Streptophyta, Magnoliopsida, Lamiales, Orobanchaceae. The record is from the annotation of a GenBank genome assembly.
AUGGAGGCGGCGGCAGGUGCGGCGGCUGAAAAAUCAUCGGAUGCAUCUUCGUAUAGGUAUUGGGUCCGAGAGGCGACCCGGGACGCCGCGCCUCUGCCCGUGCCUAAGAAGAUUGACCCGGUGGGGGUUCACAAUCCAUCCACCCAAACACACCUUGGAUCCGCAUGGAAUCAGGCUGGAACAUGGGAGGAGAAAAAUCUGAAUAAAUGGGCAAGUGAUAGAAUCAAGGAAUUGCUAGUGUCUAUGGGCUUCCUUGAGUUCUCUGGUGGCAGGGCAAAAGUAGAAGAAGUGACUAGAUGCGUCGGUGAUGCGUUCUUGGUCACGGUGCGAAACAAAAAGCGCGUAGGCUACACUUAUGAGUUAACUCUAAAGGUUAAAGGGGAAUGGCUAAUUGGAGAGGAGAAGAAGAAAGUGAAAGGCCACAUAGAUGUACCAGAGUUCACAUUUGGUGAGCUGGAUGACUUACAGAUUGAAGUAAAACUCAGUGAGGAUAAGGAUCUUCCAGCAAACGAGAGGCAGCGGAUCAGCCAUGACUUGAAAUUAUUUUUGAAGCCUCUUAAGGAAAUAUUACUACAGUUUGAGGAGGAACUCAAAGCACGGUAG